Molecule: messenger RNA, 2367 nt
Organism: Hypanus sabinus (Atlantic stingray)
Lineage: Eukaryota; Metazoa; Chordata; Chondrichthyes; Myliobatiformes; Dasyatidae
Exons: 2
Coding region: 1249-1941 (230 amino acids)
Biological process (GO): retrotransposition
Cellular component (GO): ribonucleoprotein complex
Molecular function (GO): single-stranded RNA binding
Source: RefSeq, a predicted model, not a curated record
UUAAAGAAGAGGUCAGUAGGAAGAUGUCAUCAGUCACACACAUUGCCACUGAGGAUGCCGCAGCAGGUAUUUUGUCCAUUGUGCUUUUUGCUGGCCUGAUGCAGAGCUGCUGGUUAACUGUAGCACCUUUUUCCCCAUAAACUUCUUACUUUUCCCUUCUUGCCAUUCAAUUAGCUUUUGAAACUAAUUUCCUUCCCAACAAAACAGUCCCAAUCACUAUCAGAAACGUUUCCUUAUGUUGGCACUUGAUCUAUGCCCCGUGGCUGACAACCCUUCAUGCAAGGAGGAUGUUUGACUUGAUGGAGGAAUCUAGGGCCAGGGACACAGUCUGAAAGUAAGGGAGAUGGCAUUUAGGACUCAAGACAAGGAGAAAUGUAUUUAUUGGCAACACAAGUGAAUCUGCAGAUGCUGGAAAUAAAUAAAAACAUAAAAUGCUGGCAGAACUCAGCAGGCCAGACAGCAUCUAUGGGAGGAGGUAGUGACAACGUUUCGGGCCAAAACCCUUCAUCAGGAGUCCUAAAGGGAACUCCCAAUCACCCCUGCCGUGGACCACUUCUACAAUGAAGGGAUCCACAUGCUCCACGACUGCUGGACUAAGUGUGUCUAUGUACGAGGGGACUAUGUUGAAAAAUAAACGUGCUAGGUUUUCUAAAAUUGACUCCUAUCUAUAUAUCCAUUGUAUAUAGAAGGUUCUUCUAGAGAGGAUGCAGCACUAGACCUCCUCUUAGGGAAGAGGGUAGAGUAAGUGACUGAAGAGUCAAUUGGUUACCAGUGACCAUAGUUUGAUCAGCUUUAACCUGGUCUACCACAGCAGGGCCAACUUUGGAGGUGUGAGGUGGAACCUUGCCGAAGCUGACUUUGUGAGACUGCAGGUAAAGGAAUGUCCAGUAUGUGGACAGCUUUUAAGAGGGUGGGAUCAGGGAUAGCAUGUACCUGCUCAGGUGAAGGACAAGGCUGAUAAGCUGAGGGAAACAUGGCUGAUGAAAGAUACCAAGGCUCAUUAGUGAGUAGGUGCGUCUAAGUGUGGCUCCCGAUUUUUAUUGAAAAUCUACCUGUUUAUCUUCGUCGUAUGCUCGAGGUAACUGAUUAUUUAAUGUUGUGAACAACCCGGGACAUUGCUGGACACUGACAUGGCAAACAAAAUGCACCUUCAAAGUAAAACUGGGGAAAAAGAUAGCGAAGCCUUGAGCAGGAAAGCUGAUGUUACAGUAAUGGCGCCGUUGCACGCUGCUGGGCCUGCGCUACCCGAUGACGGAGAGGCUUCGUUUAGUACUUCUUACUGACAUGACGCAAGCGGUGCAUUCUGCCCUGAAAAGAGAACUUGAAGAUGCUUUGUCACCUGUGAAUGCUACCGUGGAACAAAUUAUGCCAUAUUACGAAUCACAUGACAAACGCAUUCGUGAGGCUGAACAUGGCCUAAAUGAUUACAGUGACCGACUGACGAGCGCCGAAGCCGCCAUUGCAGCGCUGCAGAGCGACAACGCAUUUCUGAAAGGGAAACUAGAUGACCUCAAAAAUCAGUCGCGGAGAUCCAUUUUGAGAGUGGUUGGCAUUCCUGAAAAUUUGGAAGGUUCGGACCCUGUUAAACUUACGACCGAGUUUUUUGACGAAGUGCUGGGGACAAAUUUCUUCCCAAGGUUUCUCGUACUUUUGCGCGCUCACCGAGUCGGGCCUAAACCAUCUGGUGUCUCUGAAGCCAAGCAAACGAGGCCAAGAACGUUCCUGGUUCUCUUUUACUUCUUUCAAGAUAAGCAACGUAUCAUCAACAGACGGAAGCAGGAGCUAUAUUUCCGCAGACAUCACGUGUUUUUUCAUGAAGAUUUUUGCGCGGAGCUGGGGAAAAAACGAGCAGCUUUCAAGGAUGUGAAAUCCCUGCUUUACAGGAAAGAGGUCAGGUUCGGCCUCUUGUAUCCUGCCUGGCCGGAUCCGGGUCAUCCAUGAAAGUAAAAAGCAUUAUCUCGAUACACCAGAGGCGGCCAAAGAGUUUUACCAUUGGCGCUGGGGAGAAGAAGAACGAGAAGAGCAAUGACUUUUUUUAGGUUAUUCAUGCAGCACUGAAGGGGCCUCCCACCGAGGCAAACUGUUAAUUUUCGCAAUUCACUUCUUUGUUCAUUUUUUUUCCAGUUUAAUUUGUGGAAUGCGAUCGAGUUGAACUGCUGUGCUGCGGAAUCUGAUAAACAAAAACUUCCAACCAGCAAAAUUGCACUUGUGACCUGUCUGGACGGCAUGCAACAAAGUUUUUCGCUGUAUCUUGGUACACUUUACAGUAAUAAACCAAUCCACCUACUCCCAAUCCUGCUAGAGCAGGUUAGAUUCUAUAUCUCCACUGAGGAAAGGAGGAAGUCUGCUGUAAAAAAAGCUGUGUAU